Notechis scutatus (mainland tiger snake) is the source of this 1468-nucleotide messenger RNA. It is a transcript of the gene ABRA, whose product is annotated as actin binding Rho activating protein. Gene Ontology annotation, cellular component: sarcomere. Gene Ontology annotation, molecular function: actin binding. NCBI's taxonomy places the organism in Eukaryota, Metazoa, Chordata, Lepidosauria, Squamata, Elapidae. Gene Ontology annotation, biological process: positive regulation of transcription by RNA polymerase II; positive regulation of Rho protein signal transduction. The record is from RefSeq and is a predicted model, not a curated record.
GACCAUCAGAACUGGAUUUUAACACAAGUAAACGUUGGGAAACCAUAGACAAAGCCAUGCCACCAGAAGAACACCAGUGUACCACACCUGCCAAGAGGGCCAUCAAAAAAAUCCGAAUGACUAGCUUGGUUAUCAGCUUGGCGAAAGGUUGGCAGCAGUGGGCAACUGAACACAACACCAAGCAAGCUCAGGAACCUACUGGAUGGGUACCCAAUGAAGACAAAUCACCAAAUGACCCAAAAGAGUGGACACCUCCAAAACAUUUGCCAACUUUCAAGACAGAUCAGUCAAAAACCGAGAUACAGUUUCCCUCAGGACAGCAAGUGUCAAACAAAGAUGGAGAACAAAAUCCAAGUGAAUCAACAGAAGCUCUGGAGAAAUGUAAUAUUAGAAGUAAAGAAGUUACCAAAAGUGUAAUAAGGUCACUCUCUGAAAGAAGUAGUGACAUUGGUCUUCUCAGCAACAAAUAUGAACAAGAUGAAUUUGCAGAGACAGGAAAGAUCAUCAAUGACCCUACAAAUAUUGAUCAAAUCCUUAGUAAUAAAAUGUCUCCUACAAGAAGGAGAAAGUGCUCUAAUCUGGUAUCAGAGAUGACAAAGGGAUGGAAACGUUUGGAACAAGAAGAACUACAGGACUGUCGCAGCAACAGCUUGGAUACAGAAGAUAGUGGCUAUGGUGAAGACACAGAGGAUGGAUUAGACAGGGAUCAUAAUAUCCAAGAAAUACAGAGUGUUGUGAGGAUAAAACAUCCCAUGGCCUCACACAAAAACAAAAAUCUCAAGUUGCCGAAGAAUUACAGUCCUGUCUACAAUCUAAAGGGGCGAUGGGAAGAAUGGGCUGAUGAACAUGUGACUGUACAGAAACUCAACCCUUUCAGCGAGGAGUUUGACUAUGAGCUCGCUAUGGCCACCCGUCUGCGUAAAGGAGAUGAGGGCUAUGGCCAUCCUAAAGAAGGCACAAAGACAGCAGAACGGGCCAAGAGAGCAGAGGGCCACAUCCACCGGGAGAUGAGAGACAUGUGUUUCAUCAUCAGAACAAUGGCUCAGUCACGACAUGAUGGCAAGAUCCAAGUCACUUUUGGAGAUCUCUUUGACAGAUACGUUCACAUUUCAGAUAAAGUGGUUGGAAUACUCUUGAGGGCCAGAAAACAUGGAAUGCUAGACUUUGAGGGAGAAAUGUUGUGGCAAGGCCGGGAUGAUGCCGUUCUAAUAACUUUGUUAGAAUAAGGUCUUUUUUCCUCAUAGGAUAAGCCAAAGGAUAUCCUUAUACUCGGAAUGUUUUAUCAAAAGGUUUAUCAGAAAGAUUGAUAGACGUCAAAGCUUUCAUCAGUACUCAGAACUUAUCUAUUAAUAUUUAACAAUAGCAUCUCCAUAUUAUUCCACCUCUAUGUUACUGUUUAUUAAAUACAUAGUUUGUUCUGCCAGUACCAGUAGUAUCUGAUUUAACUAUGUUUGUUAAGAUUUCUAUA